AUGUUUGGGAGAUCGCUUUUGGUAAGGAGUGCUAUUUUAUUAGGACUUCUUAAUAAUGUGCUAUGUGAUGAUAUUCUAGAUCCUUAUAAUAAAGCGAUAGAAAUAUUCGAACAGAAUAGACCACCUCCAGGUUCUGAUUUUGAAACUUUUGCUGAUUAUGAUGGUUUUUACGAUGAUAUAGAGUUAUUCAUACCCAUUGAUUAUUCUCUUGAAACUCAAGAGAAAUUGUAUUUACAAUUUUGGUCAGAAUCUAUAUUAGAUUGGCAAAAAUCUGGAUAUUCCCUUUUGGUUGAAUCUUCUGAGAAGUUUGAUAAUAUUAACGCAACCUAUCUUUUAGCCCAAUUGAAUUUGUGGGGCCAUUAUGGGUUUCCUCAGAAUAAAACAUUAGCAUUUAAAUAUUUAGACGCAUUCAAUGAAAUGACGAAUUUUACAAAUAGCACAGCUCUAUUUGAUUUGGCUGUUAUGCAUUCAACAGGUUUCUUUGGAACCAUACCUACUGAUAUUGGUAAAAGUGUUCUAUAUUAUCAAAAAGCUGCUUCAUUAGGGGAUUUAAGGGCAAAGCAAGCUUUGGCUUACAGAUAUUCAAGUGGUCUUAAUGUUCCAAGGGAUUGUAAUUUAGCAUUGCUAUUAUAUAGAGAACUAUCGGAGGAAAUUAGAGAUGAAAUUCCAAAUGAAGAUUGGGAAAUACAGCCUUCUUAUUUUGAAACUUUUGAUAUUAGAUUACCCGAUUUCAAUGGUGGUUUGUUAGGUGAGCACCUUUCUUCAAUGUCAAGUUCGAUCACAAGAUUGGAUGCUGCUAGACCAUCAUUGACUUCUUCGAUGCUUACUCAAAUGAAUGGCGGCCAAAUAGUUCUUCAGUUUGGCCUUGGUGGAGGUAUCUUUGUUGGAGAUUCAGAUGAUGAUAGUGAUGACAGGCUUGUUGAUAUCUAUUACACCGCUUGGGACAAAUAUCAAGGUACUUAUGAUAAGAGAAGAAAUGUAGUAGCAGCUAGAGUGCUUUUGGAAUUAGCUUAUAAAGAUUAUCAUUUAGAUGUCCCUAUUAUGAACAAUUUACAAAAAUAUUUCUUUGGUAAAUGUCUGUACCUAUUAGGGCAUAUAUAUUUUACAGGAGAUGGACUGGAGAAGAGAAACGUUGAAUUAGCUGAGCAUUACUUAAAGCAAUCGAUAUCUUUAAUCGAUAAUGUAAGCACCAUUAAAAGUAAAGCUAAUAUAGAUCUAGGUCUAAUUAACCAUUAUUUUAAACAUGAUCUUCCUGAAGCUAUAAAAUAUUACAAGAAUAUAUACGAUUCUAAUAACAACGAUGGUACUGUAGAUUAUCAGCUAUCGAAACUUGCUAAAGCUCAUCCUGAAUUCGAACUAGGUGAUCCUUUUGUUUUCAUGCAAUCAGCUUAUAGAAGAUCACAUAUUCCUGCCACAUUUGAAUAUGCAAGAAUGGUCGAAGAAGGAGCGAACAAUCAUUAUAGUUGUGAAAAUACGGCAUUCCUUUUCAAAAGAUUUGUAGAAUUGAAUGAAAACAUAAUGGCCCCACAAUUAGAGAAAGCGUUCAGGGAAUUGGCGAAAGGUAAUGUCGAGACAGCACUAUGGGCAUACUCACAAGCAGCAGAACAAGGUUACGAAGCCGCACAAGUGUCAGCAGCUUAUUUAUUAUAUCCUACUGCUAAAUUAUUAGAAGAUCCACCUGAAACAACCAAAGAAAGAAAGUUUUUAGCAAUUUCAUACUACAACAGGGCUUUUAAACAAAAUAAUGUUGAUGCUGCAACAGUAUCAGGGAAUAUAUAUUACGAUAUGUGUGAUUAUCAGAAGGCGUUGUCAAUGUAUCAAAGUGGAUCACUGAGGUUUUCUCCUCAAGCAAUGUGGAAUCUAGGUUAUAUGUAUGAAUAUGGGUUAGGUGUCGAACGUAAUUACACAGCAGCUAGAAAUUACUAUAAUCAGGUAAUCGAACACGAUCCUAAUCUUUAUUUGGCAGGUAAGGCAUCUGUUCUAAAGCUUUAUAUUAAAUCUUUAUUUUCAUGGGUUACUGGUAAAGAUAGUGAGACAUAUUGGGAACUAACAACUCCUACAAAUGGAAAUAAUGUUGAGGCACAUAGAUCGUGGUUUAGAAAGCUAAUGUUGAGUUUCAAGAAGGCAGGAUUAGAAAAUGUUGGUCAAAAUGAAAGCAAUUCACAAAACAAAAACAAAGAAAUGAGCAAACCUAUAAUUAAAAGGAUAUUGGAUUAUAUUGAUUCGAUGGGGAUAGAUGUGGAAGACCUAUUCUCAAUUCUAUUCAUGAUAGUCAUAUUUAUAACAAGCAUGAUUAUAAGAACUAUUGCAAUAAGACGCGGCUGGAAUGUCAGAGUAAAUGGUGUUCCAAUUCAACAGCAAAGACAGGAAGAGCCAAAUUUUAAUAUACAAUUUUUUGCAAUAUGA
Messenger RNA from Vanderwaltozyma polyspora DSM 70294, 2406 nucleotides. Its product is annotated as tetratricopeptide repeat protein. The transcript has a single exon. NCBI's taxonomy places the organism in Eukaryota, Fungi, Ascomycota, Saccharomycetes, Saccharomycetales, Saccharomycetaceae. The coding region runs from base 1 to 2406 and encodes 801 amino acids. The record is from RefSeq and is a predicted model, not a curated record. Gene Ontology annotation, molecular function: protein binding.